Messenger RNA from Coffea arabica (coffee), 1044 nucleotides. Its product is annotated as dormancy-associated protein homolog 3. The record is from RefSeq and is a predicted model, not a curated record. Lineage: Eukaryota; Viridiplantae; Streptophyta; Magnoliopsida; Gentianales; Rubiaceae.
AGCCGUUGAGCUGAGCUGAGCUGAGGACCAUUUCCUCUUCUAAGCUCUCUUCGUGAAAUAAUUUCCGAGUGGGUGAAGGGUUGAGGGAAUAGUUCCGUUCCGUUCCGUUCCGUUAGCGUGCGGGGAGUCUGCUAAAGUGCGCCAUGAGUUUACUGGAGAAGCUCUGGGAUGAUACAGUUGCCGGCCCCCGGCCCGAUAGCGGGCUCGGGAAACUCAGAAAACAUCCUACCUUUAACCUCCGACCGAACGCCGGGAAGGAAUCCGUAGUUGGAAGCCCGAGAUCAUACAGUAACGGAGCAGGAGGAGCGGCGGCGGAGGAUGCAGUGAGGGUGACAAGAAGUAUCAUGAUAGUAAGGCCGCCUCCAGUUGACUUUAAAGACUCGCCGCCGGCAUCGCCAGCCGGGUCAACACCUGGCUCUACAACACCUGGCUCUACACCUCCGGUAUCUCCCUUCGCCGCUUGCUUGGUGCAAUGUCUCUGUCCCCCUCUUUAUACUCCUUGAUGCUGUGCUGGAGGAAGAGAGGCGUUUCGGUUUCGCAGGAAGUCUGCAUCAUUCGCAUAUGAGAAAUCCAGCAGUGUUGGACCCAGGAGCCCUCCUCCUCCUUACGACCUGUGAGAUAUGAUGAGGCUUGGCAUUUUCCAUGUUGAGCGGCGGCUAAAGUAGUCGGAUUUUCGUCUUCUUCUCAGCUUUGUCAUGGGGAAAUCUUUUAGAUGAAUAGCACUGAGUGUGAAAAAGUUUGGUGGCGUGCAAUCAAAAAAUUAAUCUUGUAAAUAUGGGUUAUGGUAGUGUCUGCUGUCUCGGUCGCGGUGUAUGGAGGGCUGGUCAUGCAGACUUUUGUAAAAGCUCAGUUUGAAGUUUGUAAUGUGUCCUGGUCUCUGUAUGCAGAGCUCAGAGUGGUUUGGUUUCUCCCAAAACUGCUAAGUUUCUUCUGUCAUUUUCCGGUGCGCUUGAAUGCCUAUUUGUGUUGUGCAACUUUGGUUGAUAUUGCAGUAAAGCUCUCCUCUCCCUGUUCCUGUUUUUCAAUGGCAAUAUUUUUCCUUUU